Sebastes umbrosus (honeycomb rockfish) is the source of this 1734-nucleotide messenger RNA. Its product is annotated as lysozyme C-like. The coding region runs from base 864 to 1289 and encodes 141 amino acids. Gene Ontology annotation, biological process: defense response to Gram-negative bacterium; defense response to Gram-positive bacterium. The transcript is spliced from 4 exons. Lineage: Eukaryota; Metazoa; Chordata; Actinopteri; Perciformes; Sebastidae. Gene Ontology annotation, molecular function: lysozyme activity. The record is from RefSeq and is a predicted model, not a curated record.
GUGAAAUGGGCUGCUCAUGGUGACAAACACAGAUAAUUCUGCUCUGCAGUUCCUCUCAGUUUUACAGUGUUUCAGCGUUUUUUCAACUUUUCGUUUCAUGGUCUGCAAUUUUAGUGUUUUGGUUCACUCUCACCGCUCUCAUCGUGUAAUUUGAUAUAGUGAUAAACCUUCUGUACACUACCUGUUCAGCGCCAAACAGCAGACAGACACAGUUAGCUGAUGAACACAGUGGAACAUUUAGCAGCUAAAGAGACAGAUAUUUCCCUCUGGACCAAAAACAAAGCUGUCAGUGUUGUCUCACAGAGCCUUACCACUGCCACCAAGUGGACAAAAAUUCAAUUAAUGCAGGUUUAAAGCAAGCUGCAACUUCCAGUGCUGGAAAAUGAAGCCAACGCAGAAGUGCUAAAAACUGCAGUUCCUCAAACGGCCAUUUGAGGCGCGACAGAGGUCAGCUUGGAAAAGCCAACCGUGAAUUUUAAAGCACCCGUUGCCCGGACCUCGCCGCUGACGGGGGCCGUGGAGUUCUCGCUGGGGACAGGAUUCUCGGGGCGACUGUCAACCUGGGCGGACUGUCUGCGAUCCCCUCGUGGGACCUCUCGGAGGUGCGCCGCGACUGGUUCAUGGCUUGGUCCUUCAAAGCAGUAUUUUUUUUAUCACAGUGAACACACUCCUGAUCAAAGUUCAAAGACAAAAACCCUGUGAAAAAGUGGAAUCUCCACCUCUUUCAACAGCUUUGUUGGAUUGGACGAAAUUCAAAGAAAACAAGGUAUAAGCAGCCAGAGCUGUUUCAGCUGAACUUCUUGACUAUAUAAAGGACAUUUAGCAGCAGCUGUGGAAACAUUCGGUCCAGCAGACAGUCCAUCAUGAGGAAUCUGGUGUUUCUGCUUUUGGUGGCUGUGGCCAGCGCUAAGGUCUACGAGAGGUGUGAAUUGGCUCGAGUGCUGAAGGCUAAUGGGAUGGACGGUUACUAUGGCACCACCGUGGCUGACUGGGUUUGUCUGAGCAAGUGGGAGUCAAAUUACAAUACCAGAGCCUACAACUACAUCAAAGGCGACGGAUCAUCUGACUACGGCAUCUUCCAGAUCAACAGCCGCUAUUGGUGUCACGACGGUCCCACAUCGAAGGGAUGCGGCUACCAUUGCCCCGAGCUUCUGACCGAUGAUCUGAUUGAGUCGAUGUAUUGUGCCAAGCGCAUCGUUAGGGAUUGGGGAAUCAGAACCUGGGUGGCUUGGCGCCGUCACUGCGAGGGCCGUGACCUCAGCUCCUUUGUGGAAGGAUGUGGUCUUUAACCAACGCCAGUGGAACCAAGUCGCUGUAAUCGACAUAAAAGUCUCCAAUCUUCAGCUGCAGUGGAUUAAAACGUUUCUACUGUAUGUAUGUUUGACCUGACAGGAGUAAAAGCUACAGACGAUUCUUUUCAAAUCAAGACAAUCCAAAUCUUUACUUUCAAUGUAUUUAGUUUAUAUGAUGUAACACAUCUAAUCAGUGAAGAGAAAUGUGGAGAUUUCAGCCUGUAUCUGUUGUUGUGUUUCAUUUCAAAACUAGAUAAAAAUGUUGAUUUCCGCGAAUGACAGUUGUUAAAUUCACAUGAAUGUUCAAACAAUAAAGAGCUAUUUCAGGUCAUUUCUUCAUGUCUGUCCUCAUCUUUUGGAGGUGUGAGAACAAAAGUUUAAAUUGAUCUACUGCUUCUAAAAAGUCUGUGCAUGUUGCAGUAAAAAAGAAAACAAACUCUAA